UUUCAAGCGCAUGAGAAAUGUAUGUCAUCAUUUCUAAUCAACCGAUUAAUUUUGCAAGAAAACCCCCUUGAUACACCACUGAUAGCCGGCAACCCACAAUCGAAACCAACUUCAACAGUUGGUGUCCCAUCUUCGGUUUCUCCAGCUGGUGGUUUUACCUACGACUCGCCGAACACCCAACGAUCAGACCGAACGACCAAACAACAGACGAUGCCCGGUGAUUUCCAUCCCAGCACGGCCCACACGACGAGCAAAAAGGUACCCGAAGACGAUCAUCAGCAGUCAUCGGCAAUCAUCAGCCGGUAUUUGUGCAGCGAUCAUCACCCACCGGUUAUUGUUUCUGGUGACUAGAACGGAGAUGGGAGAGAGCGUAUCACCCAUCGGACGAUCGGAAAAACAUCGCAUCUUCAAUCUUCGGAGGCAGAUGGCAAAACUCGAAACUCGCACCAGUCGAGUUGAGCCUGCCAACCACUCCGGUUAAUCUUAAACUUAGGAAUAUCAUUUAAUAGAUUGGCUUAAGAAUAAAUUUUGUACUUUGUGCUAAGUGUGAUGUCAUGUCAUUUUAAAUUAUUGCCAAAUAGUUAUUAAACCUAAAUGAAUAAAAUGUGCGUGGUUUCUAUAAGUAUCGUGCGUGUUUUUUAAAACGUUUGUCCGAAACGUGAAACCGUUGCUGGAAUACGGCUAGGCCGUUGUGAUUUGGAUUGGUUGAUGUUGGUGAGCCGUCGGGAUCUGGUCAGAUAACCACUUCGAAGAAAUCAAAGGUACGGCCCCCAACAUUGUGGUCCUUCGAACCGGAUGGGAGCAACCGGAAACCCGGAACACGUAUCGGUAACGCACGAUUAAGGUUUUGGCGCCAUUUGGGAUUGUGGAAAGCGCCAUUGGGAUCGAGGAAAACGCCAUCAUCACAGCAGUGAACAAUUCACUAUUGUGCACCCUUCCAACAAAGGUGCAUUGUUCUGCAUCAUUAGCGUGCCAUUGCAUCUGAUCGGCUUGGCUUGGGUGUUGCAUGCUGAACACCUGCCGAAUUUUUGCAUGUUUUUCGGAGGCCUGGAGGAAUAAUCGAGGAUCAACGGUGAUUAGGCUACUCAUCCUACGGUUGCAUGCGCAACAUUACUGCACGUGCGGAGAUUCCUGUUUUCUCAGGUAAUUAUACAUAAGUGCAGUAUAUGUUCGGCCGUUUUUAGGAUUGCAUGAUAUUAACACACUUCUUCGAUCCCUACUGUGACAUCAUUAUCCGGAGUGUCGUGACGAUUACGGAACCGCUUGGAGUCGGUUCACACUGGGUGAUAUUGGAUCGCUCUGGAAAGGCCAAUUCGACAGCAACCAUCAUCCAUUGGUUAUCGGUGGUGACAAGGUGUUCAUCGCGUUCUGGUGGAAGGUAACAGGGCCGCAUCGAGGAGGUUUUCGGUGUGGAGGCGCCUAGGAUUCGGGUUCGUGGUGGCUAAGGAGCUGCUGCGUGCCAUCAUCGCAGAGAAGACGGUGAUCGUAUUUCGGUUCAGAAGUGGCACGGAGUCGCAUUGAGAAGGCCUCGGUGUUCGUGUUACUUCGAUCGGUGAUCAGCAUUAGCGUGUCUGGCAAGUGAUAGCUGGAUUCGAUCAACGUUGUGGCAAGGGAGCUGCUGCGUUUCUUCGAAAACUAUCUCGUACCGUUUUGGUUCGGAGCUCAGGGCCGCAUCGAGAAGGUUUCGGUGUGGUAUCGUAGUGGCAAGGGAGCUGCUGCGCUUCAACUAACCGUCGCAGACGAGCUGCUUAUCCGGUCCUGGUCCGGAAGUGGCACUGGGCCGCAUCGAGGAGGUUUCGGUGUGGGUGCUGCUCGUAAGUGGUCAUCGGUAGUAGCAAGAGGGCUGCUGCACUUCAAUCAACCGUCGCAGAGAGGUUCUUAUCCGGUCCUGGUCCGGAAGUGGCACUGGGUCGCAUUGAGGAGGUCUCGGUGUGGGUGCUACUUGAACCAUAGUAGCAAGGGCGCUGUUGCGUUCAUACCGGCGAAGGUCUACGCAGAGUGUCAGGCGAAGGUCGCCAUUUUCAACAGCAUCGCACGAAGGAAGAGGCAGCGCAACAAAAAGUUCUCUCGGGUGAGAUUAAUUGAACAGUAUAUGUCCACAUUAGCUAGGGUUUGAUAAUACACUGUUUUAAAUAAAAAUUAUCCUCUUCAAUCAACGUGCUACAACAUCCAUGAGCAACAACUGUUCGUGAUCAGAACAAUUUUGGAACUGCUCGUCAGAGCAAGUCAUCUUCUUUGGAUUUCGCUGGUCGUUAGGUCUGGAUUCGGCGCCAUUACAGGGUUCAUAGGUAAAGUGAACAGUAUAUGUUCAGCCGUUGCAAAAUUUUGGAAUACUACAUCCCAUAUUACUCCUCUUCGCCUGCCUGUUGAUGAAUUCUUCGAGCGUUUGAGCUGGUGAUCAAUUUCGGUUUCUGGGUGACGGUCCACAAAUUACCAUUGGUACAACGAAAGGGUUUCUAAGGUAAUUUGCUGGACAGUAUAUGUUCAGCCGAAUUUUGGACACUUUUUGGAAAUCUACACCCACAUUUCACCCUUUCCGGUUCUGACGUCAUCAUAAUGCCGAAGUCAACUGCAGCUGAGAAGGCCCCGCCGUCGCUGAAGGUUUUACGGGUGAAAUUGAAGGAAAUUCAAACCAGCUUUUCCGACAUUUGGAUGUUGGUCGACGGGUACAGGGAGGAUUCAACUCAGGGUCAAAUUGAGGUUCGAUUGGGUAAAAUUGAUGAGCUGUGGGAAAACUUUUGCGACACUUUAAUUCAGAUCAAGGCGCACGAUGACUUUAAGGAGACUGAUAACUUAUUCGACAAGGAAAGGCAAGAUUUGAGCAACCAGUACUACUUUUGCAAGGCAUUUUUGGUUGAUCGGGCAAGAGAAUUUGCGGUGCCGGAUUCGAUCAAUCACUCUGUUCGAUUGAACGAGUCGUCAGGCCAUAGUGGGAUGGAUCACGUGCGGUUGCCUCAGAUAAAAUUGCAAACUUUUAAUGGGGACAUCGAAGAUUGGCUUGGAUUUCGAGAUCUGUUUACCUCGUUAAUCCAUUGCAAGCCAGACCUUUGUGAAGUAGAGAAAUUCCACUACUUGAAGGGGUGUCUUGAAGGGGAGCCAAAAACCCUGAUAGACUCGCUUCAAAUAACCCAGGCAAAUUACACGAUAGCAUGGAAUAUUCUUUUAAAACGCUACAACAAUAGCAAGCAGCUUAAGAAACGUCAGAUACAAGCAUUGUUUUCCCUUCCCCAUCUUGUCAAGGAGUCAAUAGCUGAUCUGCACGCAUUACUGGAAGGUUUCGAAAAGAAUGUUCAAAUCCUCGAUCAGGUUGUGCAGCCCGAGAACUACAAGGAGCUUCUCUUGGUCCAUCUUCUCUCAACACGGUUGGAUUCUGUUACGCGUAGGGGGUGGGAGGAAUUAUCAGCUAGCAAGGAGACGGAUACUCUCGGAGAUUUGACAGAGUUUAUUCGGCGGCGGAUUGCGGUUCUAGAGGCGCUUCCAUGCAAGGCAUUGGAAUUGAAGGGUGGUUAUCAGCAGACAGCAGGGCAGAAGCAGAAACCAUACGUUCGGGUCAGCCACAAUGCUUCACAUCAGCAGCAACAGUAUCAGCAGCAACAGUAUCCGCAGCAACAGUGUCAACAGCAGCAGAAACCAGGGGCAUGCAUCGUCUGCAAACGGGAACAGCAUGGUGUUCAUCAAUGCCAAAAAUUCAAGCGCUCCACUGUUUCGGAAAGGGUGAAUCUACUUCGAACACAUGGGUUGUGCCGAAAUUGCCUAAGAACGGGACAUCAGGCUCGGAAUUGUCCAUCGAAAUUCUCCUGCAAGCAGUGUAGUGGUCGUCAUCAUUCGCUGGUGUGCUUCCGCUCUGAAAACAACAGUAAUGGCCAGGUUUCAGCAAACGCAUCGAGGAAUGAUUCUCUCUCCGACGAUCAGGAAGCAGAAUCAUCGACACGUGUGGCGAACAUGGCAGCUCCAAUUGGUUCAUCGGUAAAUUCAGCUUCGCAAUUUCGAUCUCGUGUUUUACUAGCGACAGCGGUGGUCAUUAUUGAAGACGAUAUGGGUAAUCAGCUUCCGGCAAGGGCUCUGUUGGAUUCCGGAUCUGAGAGUAAUUUUAUGACUCAACGGCUUAGUCAACGAAUAACGGUUUCUCGAAACAAGGUGGAUGUUUCGAUUCUCGGCAUUGGGCAAGUUGCAACGAAGGUGAAGCAGAAGGUCAGCGCUGUGGUGAAGUCUCGUACCUCUGAAUAUGCUCGUGAACUUAGUUUCCUGGUUUUACACAAGGUUACGGCAACUCUUCCGACAGCAGAUGUCAACACUGAUGGAUGGAAUAUUCCUAAGGGAAUUUCGCUAGCUGAUCCAGCAUUUUUCCAGUCCAAUAGCGUGGACCUCGUCUUGGGAAUUGAGUGCUUCUUUGAAUUCUUCGAAACUGGUCGAAGAAUAUCGCUUGGAGCAAAUUUGCCAGCACUCAAUGAAUCAGUCUUCGGAUGGAUCGUAUGUGGAGGUGUUUCUCAACCGGAUAGCUCGCUAAGAGUCAGCUGCAACGUCUCGGCGAACGAGACACUUGAUAUGCUGGUGUCACGGUUUUGGGAAUCCGAAGAGAUUGGAUCAAAGAGGAACUAUUCCCCGGAGGAGAAUCUAUGUGAGGAGAUUUUUGAGCAGACGGUUCAGCGGAGUUCAAGCGGGCGAUACAGUGUUGCUCUGCCUACGAAAAAGGUUGCGGUGUCAAGGCUCGGUGGCUCCAGGGACAUCGCUUAUCGGCGGCUCUUGGGUACGGAACGUCGAUUUGCCAGGGAUACAGAACUGAAGCGCCAGUACAUGGAAUUUAUGGAGGAGUAUCAUCAACUUGGGCACAUGCGAAAGGUUCCGGCGGAGAAUAUUGGCAAUUUCAGAAGGUGUUUUCUGCCACAUCAUCCGGUAAUAAAGGAGGCGAGUACGACUACCAAGGUGCGCGUAGUCUUCGAUGCCUCGUGCAAGACAUCUUCGGGAGUAUCGCUCAACGACGUUUUGAUGACCAGGCCGGUUGUACAGGAUGACCUCAGGUCAAUCAUCAUGCGGUGUCGGACGAAGGCGAUUAUGCUGGUGGCAGACGUGGAGAAAAUGUUUCGCCAAAUUGAGAUUCAACCCGAAGACAGACCUCUCCAGUGUGUGUUAUGGCGCAACAAUCCGAACGAGGAAGUAGGUGUUUACGAGCUGAACACGGUGACCUACGGCACGAAGCCAGCACCGUUUUUGGCUACCCGUACUCUGCAACAGCUCACAUCAGAUGAGGCAGCUCGUUUCCCCUUGGCAGCGCGAGCGAUGGCGGAUGACACCUACAUGGACGACGUCAUUACCGGAGUGUACAACCUCGAAGAAGCAAUUGAGCUUAGGAAGCAGUUGGAGCAGAUAACGGAAAGCGGAGGUUUUCGACUACGCAAGUUUGCUUGUAAUCGGUCGGAGGUUCUACAGGGUAUACCGGAAGACAAUUUAGCGAUCCCUGGGUUCGUGGAUUUGGAUCCAGAUCCCUCUGUCCAAACAUUAGGACUGACUUGGUUGCCUGGUUCGGAUACAUUCAUGUUCCAGUUCAAUUUGCCUCAAAUCGAGGACUUUAACUUAACAAAACGCAAUGUUCUCUCUGUUAUUGCCAUGUUAUUCGAUCCCCUAGGGCUGAUUGGAGCUACUAUUACAAUGGCGAAAAUCUACAUGCAGCAGUUGUGGACUCUUCAAAAUUCGGAAGGCAAUAGGCUUGAUUGGGACGAGCAACUACCUUCCACGGUGGGUGAGCGUUGGCGAAAAUUUCACGAGGAGUUGUCCUGGCUGAACACCAUAAGAAUUGAGCGCUGUGUUAUUCUCCCCAACCCGAUAGAGCUGGAACUUCAUUGUUUCUCGGAUGCUUCUGAGAAGGCGUUUGGCGGUUGCAUCUAUCUUCGCAGCAGAGAUUCGCAUGGUUUAGUUUGGACUAGAUUGGUUUCGUCGAAAUCUAAGGUUGCCCCAUUAAAAUGCCAAUCGAUAGCACGUCUCGAACUCUCUGGAGCAUUACUGGUUGCAGAACAAUACGAAAAGGUGAAGGAUUCCUUGAAAAUUUCGGCUAAGGCAUUUUUCUGGACCGAUUCGACGUGCGUUUUGCGGUGGUUGCAGGCGAUUCCAACUGUGUGGACGACUUAUGUGGCAAAUAGGGUGUCUAAAAUUCAAUCCAUCACUGAGGGAUGCAAGUGGAGCCAUGUACCAGGUAUUCAGAACCCGGCGGACUUGAUUUCGAGAGGAGUUUCACCAGCAAAUAUCGUGGAAAACCAGUUUUGGUGGAAAGGGCCGGCCUGGUUGCAAGAAUCAGAGGAGAGUUGGCCACAAGCACCAGCGUUUUCCGCUCGAGGAGAAGGAGACGAGGAACUGCGUCGAACUACGAUUGUCAUGGUUGCCUCUGAAACGGAGGAGGUGACCGUCGCCCCAGCCUUUCGACGAAGCGGUGUGGAUUAUUUCGGCCCCGUUUACGUCAGACCCGUUCCCCGUCGUCCUGCAGUCAAGGCCUACGUUUGUAUUUUCGUCUGUUUGUGCACAAAAGCUGUUCAUCUCGAACUGGUUUCAGACUUGACCACUGACCGGUUCAUCCAAGCAUUGCGUAGGUUCGUAGGUCGCAGAGGAAAAUGUGCGGAAAUCCUAUCUGAUAACGGUACGAAUUUCGUUGGUGCCCGUAACAAAAUGAGAGAACUUUUAGAGCUUCUAAGGGAUCGUUCUCAUCGUGACCAAGUAGCUAAGGAGUGUGCGAAUUCCGGAAUACAGUGGAGCUUUAGUCCGCCGAGCGCCCCCCAUUUCGGUGGUCUCUGGGAGGCUGCCGUACGAUCAGCCAAGAAUCAUCUGCUCAGAGUUUUAGGAGAAGAACCGGUAUCACCAGAGGAUUUCAACACGCUAUUAGUCCAGGUGGAAGCGUGUCUAAACUCCCGACCAUUGACACCCUGUUCAGACGACCCUAACGACUUGGACCCCCUAACACCUGCUCAUUUUCUCAUCGGUAGCUCCCUGCAAGAAGUUCCGGAUGAAAAUGUCCUAGAUGUACCCUUUAAUCGACUUAGUAAAUGUCAGCAGGUUCAAAAGCGAUUUCAACAGUUUUGGAAGCGAUGGCGAAGGGAGUAUUUGUGUCAGCUGCAAGCAAGAACCAAGCGGUGGAAGUCUCCAAUUGGUAUCAACGAAGGCAUGCUUGUUGUCCUGAAGGACGAGAACCUCCCACCCCUACGUUGGAAAAUGGCUCGUAUACAACAGACUUACCCUGGCAGCGACGGAGUGGUACGAGUCGUUAAAUUGAAAACUGCGCAAGAAUACAUCGAUCGUCCAGUAGAAAAACUUUCCGGCAACCCACAAUCGAAACCAACUUCAACAGUUGGUGUCCCAUCUUCGGUUUCUCCAGCUGGUGGUUUUACCUACGACUCGCCGAACACCCAACGAUCAGACCGAACGACCAAACAACAGACGAUGCCCGGUGAUUUCCAUCCCAGCACGGCCCACACGACGAGCAAAAAGGUACCCGAAGACGAUCAUCAGCAGUCAUCGGCAAUCAUCAGCCGGUAUUUGUGCAGCGAUCAUCACCCACCGGUUAUUGUUUCUGGUGACUAG
This is a messenger RNA of Uranotaenia lowii, 7563 nucleotides long. RefSeq lists its product as uncharacterized. Gene Ontology annotation, biological process: DNA integration. The transcript is spliced from 4 exons. Lineage: Eukaryota; Metazoa; Arthropoda; Insecta; Diptera; Culicidae. The record is from RefSeq and is a predicted model, not a curated record. Bases 2557 to 7563 code for a protein of 1668 amino acids. Gene Ontology annotation, molecular function: nucleic acid binding; zinc ion binding.